Saprolegnia parasitica CBS 223.65 is the source of this 925-nucleotide messenger RNA. RefSeq lists its product as hypothetical. Bases 1 to 831 code for a protein of 276 amino acids. NCBI's taxonomy places the organism in Eukaryota, Oomycota, Saprolegniomycetes, Saprolegniales, Saprolegniaceae. The record is from RefSeq and is a predicted model, not a curated record. The transcript has 8 exons.
AUGAUCGCAACGGGUGUGACCUUUCGGGAGCCGUCGCCAGAUUCCAAGAUGACGACACGAGGCGCGUUCAAAAUCCCCGACACGUCGGCCGACUACCUCUCGCCGGGCCCGAGCACGUUCGACUCGCUGCACCAUGGCAGCCUCACCUCGGACAUGUCAAUGUUGGACGACAUUGACCCGAGCCUCGCGGGUGGCUACCGCGUCGUGUACGACCGAGAGACGCCGUUCGAGCUGCGUAUUCAGACGGACAAUGCGCCGCAGCAAGUGGGCACGCUCGAGGCCAUCAAAGUCAAGAUUCUGCUCCUCGGCGACGAGAACGACUUGAAAGCGCUCAAGAUCGAGCUCUCGACCGAGUCCGACUUGUUCUUUUACUACACGCACAUUUGCGACCUCGACGGCUUCCAGAUCGUGCAGGAGCAGCAAAAGCUCAUGGUCGACUUUGCCGACUACGCCAACGUGCUCGUGCGUAUGUUGAACAACUGCAUAAAGGAGCCACACAACCACAUUGCCGUGUACCUCAUGCAGUCGGACGGCCGCGCGCGCCUCGACUUUAUCCAAAACAUGGAGUACAAGUUUGUCGAGCUCCUCUCGGUGGACUUUGCCCGCGCGCCCGAAGAAGUGGUGCGCCAGCACAUUACGUUCCGCUACAACACGGUCAAGAGUCGCGUGUCUGCGCUCCAAUCGCGGCUGCACGAAGUCAACAACAUUGUCAAGGUGAAGAAUCCAUCGCUCCUGCUUCAACUGCAAAAGGCACCGCCCCCGGCUGUCCACCCCAGCGGCACCCACGCAACGGCCGGCAGCUCCCGCCUCACGACGGGUCGGUUCCACUAGGUUGCCCGUUCACUCCCGUGUUAUGCUCGGAAUCGAGGAUACCGAUGCGUCGAUGUGCAGCAUAUAAAACGAAAUUCACGAGAGGAUGCACGGA